AUGUUGCUGCUGUUUUUGAAUUUGAUUGUAUUGGAAGGGAAGGUUGAAGUAAUCACAGGUGGAGCAAGAGGCCUUGGAGAAUCCAUUGUUCACCUCUUCACCAAAAACGGAGCAAAAGUCAUAAUUGCAAACAUUGCAGACGAUGCCGGUCAUGCUCUUGCACAAUCUCUCUCACAGUGGGCAACCUUUAUUCAUUGUGAUGUGACCAAAGAGCAAGACGUUAGAGCAGCAGUUGAUCUGGCAAUUGAAAAGCAUGGACAACUGGACGUUAUGAUUAACAAUGCCGGUGUAGUGGAUGACCCUAAAAUUAGCCUUGCAGAGUAUGAGAUAGAAAUUUUUGAACGCACAAUGAAUGUAAAUGCAAAAGGCGUAAUGCAUGGGCUUAAGCAUGCAGCUCGCGUUAUGAUACCCAAUAGAAAAGGGUGUAUAAUUUCUACUGCGAGUAUUGCAGGGACUAUGGGAGGCAUUGCACCUCAUGCAUACACGGCCUCAAAACACGCAGUAAUAGGGCUUACUAAGAAUGGUGCAGCUGAGCUUAGGAAAUAUGGUAUCAGAGUUAACUGUACUUACGUUGCAACAGGGCUUCUAAUGGGCUUUUUGGGAACAAAAGAUAAGGGUGAGGCGGAGGCGUGGACUAGCAGCAUUGGUAACUUGAAGGGAGUGGUUGUUAAAGAAGAGGAUAUUGCAGAUGCUGUUCUGUUUUAG
This is a messenger RNA of Cryptomeria japonica (Japanese cedar), 705 nucleotides long. Its product is annotated as (+)-borneol dehydrogenase 2-like. The coding region runs from base 1 to 705 and encodes 234 amino acids. The transcript has 2 exons. Lineage: Eukaryota; Viridiplantae; Streptophyta; Pinopsida; Cupressales; Cupressaceae. The record is from RefSeq and is a predicted model, not a curated record.